AUGAAGGAUUCAGAAGGGACUUACAUAAUAACGAGUUUCAUUGCAAAGCUGCGGUCCUCUUCUCCGCUGAGCUGCGACUCUGUUCCGCAGGACUAUGACGUCUGUGAAAGCGACGCAGACAUCAGUUUGUAUGAGGAAUAUGUAGGAAGUGGUCGUUUCAACAAGGUCAAACAGUGUGCUAUGGAUGCAUUUACUGUCAUCAGGGAUGCUGAUCGUGGAAAUGCCAGCAUUCAGUGGAAUCCAGGCCUCGGUCAGGCUGAAAUCGCAAUCUUCAAGGUCAUAUAUCCAAUCAUGAAGUCAUCUCUGGACUGUUUGAUGAAUCAAAUUGAUACUCUCGUCAUCCCAUCCCGCAAUGAUGAUGUGAAUCUAUACGAUUCAUCAACACUGACGUUUGAAGGGUUAUUCCUCCUUCUCAAGGUCUGUCUCGAGGUCAUAAAUCCUCUGGCAUAUUCUAGCGAUGGUACGGUCCUCUCCCAGCUCAUUGGACUGAUGGAAAAAACCUCAUCGCUACCAUUCCUGGUCAAGGCGAAUUUGGGUUGCAUUUCGAUUUAUUUGUGCAGAACGUAUUCAUCUGCCAUUCAUGCUCACCUUAUACACAGCUAUGAGUUGCUGUUGUCGCAGCAUACGAUUCUAUUCGCCAAUGUCCUGAAUAUGGCUCUGAACAACCCAGGGGCUGAAGUUGAUCCCGACGCCCUGCUGUUUUUGAAGAGAGUUGUGCAUUCAAUUCUCAGAAGGUUGCAUAAAUCCGUCAGUGUGGAUGUGGAAGAUUUGAGUGAAGACUCUGUAGUAAUGGCUACAAAGCUCGUAGAUUGUUGGUAUGGAUCCCUCGUCAAGUGUUUGAUAGAGCUACGCAAACGUUUGACCGCAGGAACCGAAAAGCCGGGGAAAAUUGCAAAGUUGUGCCGUAUCGUUUACGAAACGCCUCAAUUGCCACCAGCACAUAGACUUAGAUUGGUGAUACAGAUUGCAUUUCUCUUGAAGGAAUACCCAUAUACUGAUUUUCAGAUAGAGGCGCUAAAUGCAUUGACGACGAUGCUUGACUUUGGUCCGGAAUAUUCAAGUGCUAUACUAAGCAGUAAUUUACACCCUCUCCUAGGAGCGUUGUUAGAUAUUUUGAUAAAUCGCAAAUUAUGCGGAACACCAGAAGGGACAAAUCAAGAAACAGAUUGUGAAAAGCUCAUCGCCCUUGUUUAUUGUUUGGCUCAGCUUGUAAGAACCGCAAAACUUUUUAAACAUGAACCAGAUGCUGAGCUUGUUGAUGAAUUUUUACUAAAACAGAUUCAACUCCUUCUUAAGGAUGAAGAACCUGACAACAGUAUUACUGGGGAAAUACGCCUGAACACAAUGACAAAGGAUACGGAACAUUUGCCUGAAUUGAGUGCCAACUUCCCCUCAUUUGAUGACUUCAAAAACAACUGUGAAAGUUGUGAAAUACUUACAAAAUUGGUGCAAUUGUUCAGUGACUUGCUCAAGUUCAAUAAUGAACAACUGGAUGAAGCUAUAUCAUUGGUUCUUUGUUGGAUGUUGAAGGAGCUCGACUUUGAGCUUUGCCUCAAGUUAACAAUGCCUGUAUGUAUGGAAUUUUUAAAAACAAAACGCAGUAGAAUGAUUGAGAACAUUUAUAAAUCGGAUUUUCAAACACAUGGAACAGCAGCCAUAGCCACAUCAGCUUCAUCACGCUGGAUUUUUGGUGCUAGGAUAUUUCGCACUGCAAUAGAAGUGUUCAGGCAGAAUGAGGAGCUAGCCUCGAGCCAGCUAACGAAAGAAAUGAUUAAUAGUAUAUUUAAUUCUCUCUUGGAAAUUACUAUGGAAUCGGGAGGGAAAGUGGAUCAAGAGGUAGAAGAUUGCCUAGGCCUGUUCAUUUGCACCUUUGGAUUUGAUCUUUAUUUGCAAAUAUGCCCAUUGACAAGGCUGUAUGAGAUUCCUAUAACCUCUGAACAAUAUUCAACAGACUCAAUGUCUUACAUGCUCCCACUUUUGAAAAGGCAGCUUAAGGGUUCUCCACUUUCUUAUUUUGCACAGCAUAUUUUGCCGGUGGCUGUGCGUGUUGAGACGUUGUCCGCACGAUCAAAGGAGCUUGGCGAUGUUGAAGGUGGGACUACUUCCAAUCUGUUGAACGUAGCAAAAGAAUAUGAAGCUGUUAAUGAUCAAUUGAACUCACUUCUUGUUACUUUAGCUACUGGCGCAUCAGACUGCUAUGAAGCCCUGUCCGCAAACGAUUGUCAUCUUAUAAAGUAUAUUUUGUACCUCCUAGACAAGGGUGGAGAAAAGACACUUUGCGCAUGUAAAACGAUUUCUGCACUAGAUAACAUUGGUAAUAUUGCCACAAAACUUAUUGGAGUGUUGGUUAAAAAGUUUGUAGGUUUGGAGCUUAACAAGAAACCAGCCAACGCCGGAAAUUCUGUAAACACAGUAUGUGACGCAUUAAUAUCUGCAAUAUCAAAUUGUGCCAAGUUUUGUCCUUCAGACAUGUUAGCAAGUAACUUGGCAUCUUUUGAACAGGCACUAGAAAAGAAUAAUAACAGUGGAGACUCUUUAAUAAAGAUAUCACGUGCUCUGUUGCCUUCAGUUGAAGAUGAUUUAAAGAUAAAACUACAUGAGAACUGGUUAACCCUAAUAACUACUAAACGCACAAAGCAUUUAUACGGGGCUAUUAAAUGUAGUUGUGAAACAGCCUAUAACAUAAUCUCCAAAGACAAUGAUACAGUGUCUGAGUUUGUAAAGGUAGUUUGUGAUACUCAGGGACUAGAAAAAAUCGCACGCUGCUUAAGUCUAGCCGAAGAAGAGACUAAUGUUGGUGAUGAUGAGUAUAACAAACAACGUGUUGGUUCCAUUUGUGCACUGACAAAAUUGCUCGUUUUGAUAAAGAAUACUCCAUUCUGGAAUGAAUCCAUUCAGGCUCUUUCGCAGCAGCUGACAAAGCCAUUGGUUUUUGAGUCGAUAUUAAAUAUUUCUGCUCCAAAUUACAGCGCCAGAGCAAGUGCUGCUGCAAUUUACGAUUCUCUUUGCGCUCUUAAUAUGAAUGACAUGUGCAAUUUGCUUAAAUAUACGAUAUCUGGAUUAUCCUGUGGUGGUUCAACUUCUUUGCAAACAGGAGUCGUUAAAUGUCUGACCAGAAUGGUUGCAGCAUAUUCAGAUGUGGUUGAAAAAUAUGAUUUGAGUCAGGUGUUGAAAUAUCUAACUAAAAGGCUAUCUGAUGAUAACAUCAAAUUGUAUAUUCAACUUUUGAAAUUCUUUAGAGUAUGCGCUGUAAAGUUUAACCCUCCCAGGCUACAGUGGUUGACACCUCAUCUUUUAACAAUGUUCGAAAACGAAAAGUGUUGUGCACGGGCCAAGGUGUUUGUAAGGAGAGUCGUUGAAAAACUUGUCCCAAGACUCAAGAGGGAUAUAUUACUUCGCUUAUUCCCCAAGGAUCAUCUUCCACUUUUGCGCAGUAUUCUUGCUGCCAAAAAGAAGAAGAGAGUUGCAAAACUUAGAGCUGCUCUAUGUCCAGAUGAUAAUGACAACGAAGGUGAUAAGUUUGUGGAUAAGAUGUUUAAGACUGAUAGCGAAGGUAGACUAAUGUUGAAUUUGGACGAACAAGAAGAGGGAAUUCUCGAGGAGGUUGCCAGAGAAGAGGCAGCUAAAUUUAAAAAGAAGCCAGGAAGGCGCCCAAAGGUGGAAAAGCAGGCUUCACAGCCAUACACAUACCUAAAACUAAACAAAAACAAGCAUUCUGAGAAGCACAAGAGGGAAAAUAUCAAGGUGCUUAAAAAUAUCGUAAAAAAUAAACGCAACAGUAAAGGUUAG
This is a messenger RNA of Theileria equi strain WA, 3789 nucleotides long. RefSeq lists its product as hypothetical. Bases 1 to 3789 code for a protein of 1262 amino acids. The record is from RefSeq and is a predicted model, not a curated record. Lineage: Eukaryota; Apicomplexa; Aconoidasida; Piroplasmida; Theileriidae. The transcript has a single exon.